GCCCUUCGUAGGGUCCUGCUGGGGAAGGGCUUGCCCUGAGCACUGGCAAGAGCGCGCUGCAGCUUGUGCCACUGCUCUGAUGGAAAGAAUGCUUUUUCCUGGAUUUAAGUGGUUUGCUGUAGUUUAAACCCUCUUUGGCAAAGUUGAAAAAUUGUUAUCGUUUCUUCUUUAAGGCAGCUUUUCAAAUAUUUGAACCCUGCUAUCAUGUCCCCCUCCCAGCUCCAGCUCCUUUUUCACCCAGCUAAACACGACUAGUUCUCCCAGCCUUUCCUCAGUGCCUUUAUCAUCUCUGCUUGCUCUGGGAUCCUCUCCAGUUUGUCCACAGUCUGAAUCUGCGGGGCCCAGAACUGAGUAGAGCGGCAUGGUCCCCUCCUGUGUCUUGCCCGCUGCAUCCCUGUGAUGCGGGGUCCGAACCGGGUCUGUUAUGCUGACUGUACGGUGUUACUGGCUGGUACUGCUGCUGUGAUCCACCAGCCACCCACGGACCACCCCGCCUUAGCACCGCGGCUGCCUGGGCAGUCAUCUUCCUGCUCUGUUAAUUCAUUUGCCUUUUUCUGCCUUGGUGUAGCAUCUUGCUUUCAUCUGCUGAAGUGCAUUUUGUUGUCAUACACUCAGUUCUCCAAGUUAUCAAGGUCUUCCAGGUUUUGUCGUUUGUAAGCUUGAUCAGCAAGUGCUUGCUUUUUUGCAUUCAGGUCUUUAAUAGAAGUGAAUAGCACUGCACCCAAACAGGCCUCUGUGGCACCCCGCUUGAAACCCCCUGCCAUUCUGACCUCGCUCCACUUAUAGCUACUCUGUACUUGAAGUUACUCGGCCAACUACAAAUCAUUUCUGGAUAUGUUCUGCGCAUCCCCACAUGUUUCCAGUUUGUUUAUGAGACCAGUGAGUGGGACAGAGAGACUGACUAGAGAGGGUGAGUUGGCAAGUUUCUACACACCUUGAACAUAAUAAAGGCAAGUAGGGGGCUCGUCUGCUUUGUGCAAGAGGACGGUGGAUUCUGGGGCAAGAUUUUUGAGGAAAAAAAAUCCACCUUCCCAAAUUUUUCAUUGACAUUUUCUCAAGUUAGCAACUUCAGCACACUUGAGUUGGUGGUUUGUGCUUUGAGAUUUUCUGUGGGGUUUUUUUGCAGGUAUUUUCCAUGUAUACUCCUGCUUCUUGUAAGCUUACAGCAUUUAGGAAGUCAUGCACACUCAGAUGCACAAUUUUCCUUUCAGGCAGGAGAGCCAUGUGCACUAGCUAGACUGGUGUCUAAUGGUGUAGUAGGUGGUACCACGGAUCCUGAAGCCAUUUCACCUGGUCUACAAGCCUAGAGGGAGUGGAGCAAGCAGUGACUGGAUUAACCCUUGCCCACUGCUGCAGCAGCCUGUGAGGCUCUUGGUAGUCAGGAUCCAGCCCAGGGGACCCAGUGAAUGUGACAUCCCUGCCAUACACGGUCAAUUCCAGAAUACUCUUCCUUUACAAAAAAUUUCCUCCUAUAUCCCAUCAGUUAGUGGUCACUUCAUGCUCUGUGGCAAGAAGCAUUACAUCUUAUCUGUAUUCUAUUUAAUGCAGCUGGGGGAGGGAGAGUGCCUAGUUUGUUCUGCUGUACUAUACAUUUUAAGACAUCACACUUUUUUUUUUUUUUUUAAGAGGCAAACAGCUGAAUGGACCAGGGCUGAGUUGAUCUGGUUUAGUUUUCGCUUACUUCAGGGUACGCUUACUUGUGACCUAGUACCUCUUUUUGGCUGACAAACCUGUCUGUGCUCCACAUUACUUCCUGAACCCUGCCAUCAUGGCUGAGGGGGGAAAUGGAAAACAGAAGCAGUGAAAAGGCUUCAGCUGCACCUUGCCUAUGUGGACAACAUUUCUGCAUGUUUAUGAAAUUUUGGUGUUACAGCUUAUAUCUAGUGAUGCUGAUGGAGCCAUUCAAAGAGCUGGACGAUUCCGGGUAGAAAAUGGCUCUUCCGUCCAGAAUACAGAUUAUACCCCAGGUACAUGGUGCAGAACAGAUGUGCACUUGGAAAAUCCAGAGUAUCACACCAGAUGGUAUUUUAAAUAUUUCCUAGGAAAAGUUCAUCAGAAUUAUGUAGGUACAGAUGCAGAGAAGAACCCUUUCUUUUUGUCUGUUGUACUCUCGGACCAAAACAACCAACGUGUUCCUCAAUACCGCUCAGUUCUCUGGAAAAAAACAGGUACUCAGAAAAUAUGCCUACCCUACAGUCCCACAAAAACAUUAUCAGUGAAAUCUAUUUUAAGUGCCAUGAGCCUUGACAAAUUUGAAAAAAGCCCUAGAGAAAUUCUUCACCCUGAGAUACAAAAGGAUCUACUGGUUCUAGAAGAGCAAGAGGGCUCUGUAAAUUUUAAGUUUGGAGUUCUUUAUGCAAAAGAUGGGCAGCUUACGGAUGAUGAAAUGUUCAGCAAUGAAACUGGAAGUGAAAGUUUUCAAAGAUUUUUGAGUCUCAUGGGUGACACAAUUACACUGAAGGGCUGGACAGGCUACAGAGGAGGGUUGGACACCAAAAAUGAUACAACAGGAAUAUGCUCUGUCUACACAGUGUACCAAGGGCAUGAGAUUAUGUUUCAUGUUUCAACAAUGCUACCAUAUUCUAAGGAGAACAAGCAGCAAGUAUGCAAUUUUCAUAUUGAUUUUUCUUAG
Alligator sinensis (Chinese alligator) is the source of this 2632-nucleotide messenger RNA. RefSeq names its product GTPase activating Rap/RanGAP domain like 3 (gene GARNL3). The transcript is spliced from 11 exons. Gene Ontology annotation, cellular component: cytoplasm. Gene Ontology annotation, biological process: activation of GTPase activity; regulation of small GTPase mediated signal transduction. NCBI's taxonomy places the organism in Eukaryota, Metazoa, Chordata, Crocodylia, Alligatoridae. The record is from RefSeq and is a predicted model, not a curated record. Gene Ontology annotation, molecular function: GTPase activator activity. Bases 1829 to 2632 code for a protein of 267 amino acids.